Messenger RNA from Mandrillus leucophaeus (drill), 2105 nucleotides. RefSeq names its product E2F transcription factor 4, p107/p130-binding (gene E2F4). The transcript has 10 exons. Gene Ontology annotation, biological process: regulation of transcription by RNA polymerase II. The record is from RefSeq and is a predicted model, not a curated record. NCBI's taxonomy places the organism in Eukaryota, Metazoa, Chordata, Mammalia, Primates, Cercopithecidae. Gene Ontology annotation, molecular function: RNA polymerase II cis-regulatory region sequence-specific DNA binding; protein dimerization activity; DNA-binding transcription factor activity, RNA polymerase II-specific. Gene Ontology annotation, cellular component: RNA polymerase II transcription regulator complex. The coding region runs from base 73 to 1323 and encodes 416 amino acids.
GGAACGGAAGCGGAAGUGGCGGCGGCGCCGGCCUGGCCUGGCCUGGCUGAGGGGAGGCGGCGGGCGGACGCGAUGGCGGAGGCCGGGCCGCAGGCGCCGCCGCCCCCGGGCACUCCAAGCCGGCACGAAAAGAGCCUGGGACUACUCACCACCAAGUUCGUGUCUCUUCUGCAGGAGGCCAAGGACGGCGUGCUUGACCUCAAGCUGGCAGCUGACACCCUAGCUGUACGCCAGAAGCGGCGGAUUUACGACAUUACCAAUGUUUUGGAAGGUAUCGGGCUGAUCGAGAAAAAGUCCAAGAACAGCAUCCAGUGGAAGGGUGUGGGGCCUGGCUGCAAUACCCGGGAGAUUGCCGACAAGCUGAUUGAGCUCAAGGCAGAGAUCGAGGAGCUGCAGCAGCGGGAGCAAGAACUAGACCAGCACAAGGUGUGGGUGCAGCAGAGCAUCCGGAACGUCACAGAGGACGUGCAGAACAGCUGUUUGGCCUACGUCACUCAUGAGGACAUCUGCAGAUGCUUUGCUGGAGAUACCCUCUUGGCCAUCCGGGCCCCAUCAGGCACCAGCCUGGAGGUGCCCAUCCCAGAGGGUCUCAAUGGGCAGAAGAAGUACCAGAUUCACCUGAAGAGUGUGAGUGGUCCCAUUGAGGUUCUGCUGGUGAACAAGGAGGCAUGGAGCUCACCCCCUGUGGCUGUGCCUGUGCCACCACCUGAAGAUCUGCUCCAGAACCCACCCGCUGUUUCCACGCCUCCACCUCUGCCGAAGCCUGCCCUAGCCCAGUCCCAAUCCCAGGAAGCCUCACGUCCAAAUAGUCCUCAGCUCACUCCCACUCCUGUCCCCGGCAGCGCGGAAGUCCAGGGAAUGGCUGGCCCAGCAGCUGAGAUCACAGUGAGUGGCGGCCCUGGAACUGAUAGCAAGGACAGUGGUGAGCUCAGUUCACUCCCACUGGGCCCAACAGCACUGGACACCCGGCCACUGCAGUCUUCUGCCCUGCUGGACAGCAGCAGCAGCAGCAGCAGCAGUAGCAGCAGCAGCAGCAGCAGCAGUAACAGCAGCAGUUUAUCUGGACCCAACCCUUCUACCUCCUUUGAGCCCAUCAAGGCAGACCCCACAGGUGUUUUGGAACUCCCCAAAGAGCUGUCAGAAAUCUUUGAUCCCACACGAGAGUGCAUGAGCUCGGAGCUGCUGGAGGAGUUGAUGUCCUCAGAAGUGUUUGCCCCGCUGCUCCGUCUUUCUCCUCCCCCCGGAGACCACGAUUAUAUCUACAACCUGGACGAGAGUGAAGGUGUCUGUGACCUUUUUGAUGUGCCUGUUCUCAACCUCUGACUGACAGGGACAUGCCCUGUGUGGCUGGGACCCAGACUGUCUGACCUGGGAGUUGCCUGGGGACCUCCCCCAUCCAACCCCUACACAGCUUGAGAGCCACAGAUGCCUGGCUUCUCCAGCCUCCCCUCACCACACAGUUCUGGCCACAGCUCCGGCUCCUGUGCUGGCACUUCUGUGCUUGCAGAGCAGGGGAACGGAAUCAGCCCCCAUCACCGUGGAGCCAAAGUGUUUGCUUCUCCCUUUCUGCGGCCUUCCCCAGCCCAGGCUCGGCUGCCACCCAGUGGCACAGAACCGAGGAGCUGCCAUCGCCCCCCCAUAGGGCAGCUUGUCCAGCCUCACUGUCUUGCUCCUGCCAGCUACUUCCCCUAGGAGUGAAGGGUGGCAUGGAACUGGGCACGUGCCAGCACCACCCCUAGCUUCCUUCGCUGUCCCCCACCCCCUGACCCUCCAGCUCCUCCUGGUCCUCUCACAUGCCACCUUCUGCUGGGCCUUUAGCCCUAGAACCUGCAGGUGGUGGGGUUGGCUACCAAGAAGGAACAGAGGUCUCAGGAGGAGUCUGGGUGGUCCAGCCCUGAGGAUUGACCCCACCUCCUGCUGCCCCAUAUCCUAUCUUCAUUUCUGCUUAUUCAUUUACCCUCAUUUAGAGCCAUUUGCAGAGAUUUAGAAAGAUUUACAGUAACGAAUGGAUUCCUAUAUAAAGAUUAUUUUUAUACUUUUUGCAGCAAAAGGAAAUUGUAAUAUUUGUACAGUGUCCAAGUGAAUAAAAACCGUGCCUAAGGCUA